Messenger RNA from Colletotrichum destructivum, 1405 nucleotides. RefSeq names its product Putative S-adenosyl-L-methionine-dependent methyltransferase superfamily. The transcript has 12 exons. The record is from RefSeq and is a predicted model, not a curated record. The coding region runs from base 113 to 1147 and encodes 344 amino acids. Gene Ontology annotation, molecular function: methyltransferase activity. NCBI's taxonomy places the organism in Eukaryota, Fungi, Ascomycota, Sordariomycetes, Glomerellales, Glomerellaceae.
CUGCUCUUCGACGCCCAUAUUCUGUCCUUCAUCCCUACAAUUUGUCUUUAAGCCUUGAAUAGCUCGACUCUUUUCGCCCAUUUCCCUCCGUUUAAAACCGCAAUACCCGGAAAUGCAGAACCCUCAAGCUGACCAGACGCCUGUAGAGGUAGACACCGCCGAAGAGUCUGAUGAUCUCCACGAGGUGUCCUCUCUGGCUUCGUUGCGCUCGAGCAUCCUUGAGCAUCAAGCCGAAAAUGGCCGGACUUACCACUCCAUGAGUGCUGGAAAGUACAGUUAUCCAAAUGACGAGCGAGAGAGCGACCGCCUAGAUUUGCAACACCGCAUCUGGAUAAUUUGCCUCAAGGGCGAGUUGGCAAUCUCGCCAGGCCACAAAACAGCCAAGCGUGUGCUAGAUAUGGGUACCGGAACAGGUAUCUGGGCGAUUGACUAUGCGGACGACCAUCCGUCGGCCGAGGUCAUCGGCGUUGAUCUUAGCCCCAUUCAGCCUGAGUGGGCCCCCCCGAACUGUGUAUUCGAGCUGGACGAUUUGGAGAAGAGCUGGACUUGGAACAAGCCCUUUGACUUCAUCUACUGUCGGGCCAUGGAGGGUUGCUUUUUGAACGGGCCAAAGAUGGUCAAAAAGAUCUACCAGGCCUUGACGCCGGGUGGUUACCUUGAGGUCGGAGGACUAGAGCUCCCGCUGGGGUGCGAUGACGACAGCGUACCCAAGGACUCGUCCCUAUGGCAAUGGCACACGCUUCUUCAGGAGGCUGCCGAGAAGAUCGGGCGGCCCCUAGAGGGGCUGGGGAAGGAGACGGAGGCCAUGAAGGAUGCCGGCUUUGUCGACAUCACGCGCAAGGACUUCGUCUGGCCGCUGAACUCGUGGCCGGCGGACCCGCAUCUGAAGGAGCUUGGUGAUUGGCAUCGUGCCAAUCUCGACAUGGGAAUUGAGGGGCUUUCCAUGGGACUGCUCACUCGUGUCCUGGACUGGACCAGGGAGGAGGUUUUGGCGCUCUGUGCUGGUGUUCGGAGAGAUCUGCGGAACAGAAGAAUGCAUGCGUACUGGAAGAUUCAUGUCGUCUACGCCCGGAAGCCAGAGAAGACGGAGGAGUUGGAAGAGUCAAAGGAGUCGGAGGGUGAGGCCGCGGAAGAGGCUGCAAACUGAUUGAAACUUUGCCGGUUCUCGGCCAUGCCGAAGCGUCUUCGCUGCCACUACUUUCUCCCUAGAGGCAUCCCGAACCUGUCUUGGUAGACUUGUCUGAUUUCCCUGGCUACUCAAGGAGAGGAGUCAUGCAUAUGUCUACGGAGAUGCUAGAGAAUUCGAUGAUUGAACGGCGGUAACAGCAACUGGAAUGGCAGAACGGUUUGCCUCGUGUGAACUAAUGUUCAGUUUCUCCCAACCACUUGUCCGUCUGCCGCCUCA